Clunio marinus is the source of this 294-nucleotide messenger RNA. NCBI's taxonomy places the organism in Eukaryota, Metazoa, Arthropoda, Insecta, Diptera, Chironomidae. The record is from the annotation of a GenBank genome assembly.
AUGGGACUUGAAACUGUGAACAAUUUUUCUUAUCCAUUCCUGGCAUUAAACACCAUGUACGAAUUGAAGCUGAAACAAAUUUACAGCUACAUUGUAGAUGAUUUUUCUCAACAUAAAUCUUCAGUUAAUGAAGAAAUUAUUUUAAAACUUCUUAAAAUUAGCAAAUGCACAAAAUCAAUCAAACAAACUAAAUUUCAUUCUACAAAUGUUUCCGAUAAAUGUUUAUCAUUUGUAUUUCAUCUUACAAUGUUGCCAAUAAUAAAACCAAAACAUCUCAUUAAUUGGAAUGUUUAA